Molecule: messenger RNA, 651 nt
Organism: Meloidogyne enterolobii
Lineage: Eukaryota; Metazoa; Nematoda; Chromadorea; Rhabditida; Meloidogynidae
Source: the annotation of a GenBank genome assembly
AUGAGGGUGCCGGUAAAUGGAAAGGAAACACUCUUUCAUAUUCAAUGUUUUGUAUGUAUUUGUUGUGGUCGUCCAUUACAACCAGGAGAACAAUAUAUGGUUGGGCCCUUUGAUGAACCCGGUGGAAGUCUUUUUUGUUCUGAACAUUUCCAUCUAAAUCCAGCAAUUCAUAGACCAUCAGCAUUUCUUCCUGAAUUCCAAGCUUUAAAUUGCAGGACUGAACCCUCCUUUUUAACCGAAAAUAAUUUAUGUUCAACAAAUUUAUUAACUCAACCAACUUCAGAACAUUCCCCCAAUUCCACCCAAAAAUUAAUUUCCCACCGACCACCUCUUUCAAUGGCGACAAACACAUCUAGUAACGAAUUUAUUGUUGAUUAUGAUAAUACUUAUGAUGCUACAACAAAUACUUUUACUUCUUCCGUCGCUGGAAGUACAACUCCAAACAGUCGUGGAGGGGCGCAGUCAGAAGAUAUUAAUUUUGGUAAUUCUAAUUUAUCUGACAGCGGUGACCCUUUAUCUUCUUCAAAUAAUUCUGCCCAAAAAUUGAAAAGAAUGAGAACGAGUUUUAAACACACACAAGUAAAUUUAAAAAAUUUUCUAGUAAAACUAAGCCUAUGUACAUUAAAUUCGAGACUUUCUGAUUGUCCUUAA